AUGGCUCAUGCCGCAGGAUUUACCAAGGUGCCGGCCUGGCGUCUUCCCGGCCGAUCAUCGCCGCAGUCACCGCGCUCAGUGUGCCAGCGCCACCAGGCGAGGGCUGAUGCACCUUCCAUGGACGUUCCUCUGUCAUAUGCCUUGUGGCCAGUGGCAGUCCGCCUUUCGAGUACUCGAAAGGCUGUGAGAGGACAAGCAGCAGCGAAAAAGCAACUUGAACGCAAUCUGAAAAAGGCUCGUCAAGAAGGCGCCAAAGAAGCUGAAGGAGAGUUUCUAGAAGAGCUCCAGACCGCAGAGGACCUAGAGCAACUGGAUCUCGACAACUUGGACGAGGCAGACGAGGACACGGCUGACUUCGAGGAUCUGGAUGAAGCUGAGCUUGCCGCGACGGCGACGUCGCUUCAGGGCCGCACAUUCCUCCAGGAAGGCGACCUUGACCAAGAUCUUCGCAUGGCUGCGCAGAUUUUGCCUGAAGAUAGCAUCUUCGACAAGGACGGAAAGCGUCUGAGUCGCUCGGGAGUGGUCGAAGCUUUGCUACGCCAGCCAUCCAGGUCCUGGAAGUUUGGCGUGGAACGCGAGGCUUUGCCUCUCGAGGACCGGCCGAAUCCCGACGGUAGCUUCGUCGCCGCGCUUGCGCAUGGAUUAGAAAGUGUGGUGGAGCUGCGCGGGAGGCUCGUUCCCUUGGCUGCACUGCCUGCCGAGCAGCGCCGUGAUCUCCGACGAGUCGUGCAGCCAGAGGAGGUGAACUGGAAGGCCUUGCCACCAUUUGUGCCGGCACAUGAAGACAAGCGUCUGGAGGACUUGGCCUUGAGCAAUGACUGUCAGUACUUCUCCAGCACCUCUUCUCUGACAGGCCUUCUGUCUCGGUGCUACUUUGCGAUCUCACGGCACCGGGAGUUUGAUCCCAUUGGUCUCAGCCGAGCGUACCGUGAGAGGCCGACCACCUUCAGCCCUAGCACCCGCUGGCCGACGGCUUCGUAUCUACGGCGUGCAUCUGGCUCACUUUGGUCGCUGACUGCAGCGAAAGAUGACCCCGAGGACAGGAAUGUGCUGAUGGAUCUGGGAAAGUCCAUGGAGUAUCAGCUCACGAUGUCCAAAGAUGACUUCGUUGAGCGAUUCCUCAAGAGUGAGGGCGAUGUGCUGCCCGCAGAGCCCACUUCUGCCGAUCAACAAAAGGAAGACCUUGCCUACAGAUUCUUGAAGGCCGGACGAUUCAUGAUGCGGUCGCAACUAGAUGCCAUCUAUCAAGGCAAAGUGUUCGACGUCAAGACCCGCGCGGUCUUUGACGUCAGGCAUGAUGCCGCGCACUAUGAAAGGAAGAGGAAAUACCGCAUCACCAAGAUUUUCGGAAGUCGGCACAGCUACGAACUUGAGAUUUACGAAAUGAUGCGAAACGCAUUCAUGAAGUAUGGGCUCCAAGCGAAGAUUGGGCGCAUGGAUGGCGUCAUCGUUGCCUACCACAACACUGCCGAGAUUUUUGGUUUCCAAUACAUCCCGCUAGCAGAUAUGGAGCGUUGCAUUUACGGUGGUCAGGAGGCCGCCAACAUCGCCUUCGACUUGAGUGUCAAAGUAUUGCAGAUGCUUCUUGAUUUCUUGACGAAGGAUAGGAGUGCAGUCCAGAUGAUUGGGUGA
This is a messenger RNA of Symbiodinium natans, 1632 nucleotides long. Lineage: Eukaryota; Dinophyceae; Suessiales; Symbiodiniaceae. The record is from the annotation of a GenBank genome assembly.